Messenger RNA from Manis javanica (Malayan pangolin), 1042 nucleotides. RefSeq names its product NAD(P)HX epimerase (gene NAXE). Lineage: Eukaryota; Metazoa; Chordata; Mammalia; Pholidota; Manidae. The record is from RefSeq and is a predicted model, not a curated record. Gene Ontology annotation, cellular component: mitochondrion. Gene Ontology annotation, molecular function: NAD(P)HX epimerase activity.
GGGCGAGGCGCCGGGCAUGCGCCGGAGCAAGCCGGGCCGGGGGCGCGCGCUCUGCGGGCCGCAUGUCCGGGCUGCGGGCGCUGCUGGGGCUCGGGUUGCUGGUUGCGGGCUCGCGCCUGCCCCGCUUCAGAGCCCCGGCCGGCGCCUGCCUCGCGGGUCCCCCCUGGUGGGGGCCGCAGCGGCUGAACUCGGGUGGCCGCGGGGACCCAGAGGUCAUGGCGUGCACAGCGGUGAAGUACCUGAGCCAGGAGGAGGCCCAAGCCGUGGACGAGGAGCUCUUUAACGAGUACCAGUUCAGCGUGGACCAACUCAUGGAGCUGGCUGGGCUGAGCUGUGCCACAGCCAUUGCCAAGGCAUAUCCUCCCACGUCCAUGUCCAGGAACCCCCCUACUGUCCUGGUCAUUUGUGGGCCCGGGAAUAAUGGAGGAGAUGGCCUGGUUUGUGCACGACACCUCAAACUCUUUGGCUACCAACCAACCGUCUAUUAUCCCAAAAGGCCUAACAAGCCACUCUUCACUGCACUGGUGACUCAGUGUCAGAAAAUGGACAUCCCUUUCCUUGGUGAAAUGCCCCCAGAGCCCAUGCUGAUUGAUGAACUGUAUGAGCUGGUGGUGGAUGCCAUCUUUGGCUUCAGCUUCAAGGGUGACGUUCGCGAGCCAUUCCGCAGCAUCCUGAGUGUCCUGAAUGGACUCACUGUGCCCAUUGCCAGUAUCGACAUUCCCUCAGGAUGGGAUGUGGAGAAGGGAAGCUCUGGAGGGAUCCAGCCAGACUUGCUCAUCUCCCUGACGGCACCCAAAAAAUCUGCAACCCAGUUUACCGGUCGCUACCACUACCUGGGAGGUCGUUUCGUGCCACCUGCUCUGGAAAAGAAGUACCAGCUGAAUCUGCCGUCCUACCCUGCCACUGACUGUGUCUAUCGCCUGCAGUGAGGGAACGUGGGUGGGCCUUCUUCCCACCAAAGAUUUAGUGCCUCUCCCAGAACUGUGGAAUACUGGGAGUUCUUUCAGCAAUAAAGGUUAAUGGGUGGCAGGAGCCGGAGCAA